GUCUAGAGCUCACCGCCUGACUGAGGAGGUGAAAGUUGCGCCACAGGAAGAUAAACCGCAAAAGACAAUAUUGCAUGUAUACAUGAUUUUGCGUGUGCAUCGGAUGCGCGAUAUAGGGGAAUUCCUCGCGUCUUAGAAAGUAAACAGAAAAUCGGUGGAUUUGAGAGUUUGCUCAGUCGAGUGAGGUCCAAGAGAUAGAGAGAGGGGGAGGAAGAAUAUCUGUGCGUGAUUUUUUGAUUUCUGCUCUCAGUCGUCUCGGCGAGUCUAGACUGAAGAUGCUCUUGGACGCAGGACCGCAGUAUCCCACCAUAGGAGUCACUACUUUCGGCUCCUCACGGCAUCACUCAACAGGCGAAGUCACAGAGAGAGAAGUGGCGUUGGGGAUAAAUCCGUUUGCAGAUGGGAUGGGCGCCUUCAAAAUAAACCACAGCUCCCACGACAUUGGCUCCGGACAAACGGCGUUUUCCUCUCAGGCGCCCGGCUACGCAGCAGCCGCCCUGGGACAUCACCACCACCCGACCCACGUUGGCUCUUACUCCACGGCGGCUUUCAACUCCACCAGGGACUUUCUCUUCAGAAAUCGGGGUUUCGGGGACGCCACCGGGGCGCAGCACAGUUUGUUCGCCUCCGGAAGUUUCGCAGGGCCACAUGGACACUCAGAUGCAGCGGGGCACCUGCUCUUCCCAGGGCUCCACGAGCAAGCGGCGAGCCAUGCGUCUUCCAACGUGGUCAACAGCCAGAUGCGGCUGGGCUUCUCGGGGGACAUGUACGGACGGGCCGACCAGUACGGCCACGUUACGAGCCCACGAUCCGACCACUAUGCCUCGACCCAGCUGCACGGCUAUGGCCCCAUGAACAUGAAUAUGGCCGCACACCACGGAGCAGGGGCCUUCUUUCGAUACAUGAGGCAGCCGAUCAAACAAGAGCUCAUCUGCAAGUGGAUCGAGCCGGAGCAGCUGACGAAUCCCAAAAAGUCGUGCAACAAAACUUUUAGCACGAUGCACGAGCUGGUGACCCAUCUGACGGUGGAGCAUGUGGGGGGACCAGAGCAGACCAACCACAUCUGCUUCUGGGAGGACUGCGCCAGAGAAGGAAAGCCAUUCAAAGCCAAAUACAAACUUGUAAAUCAUAUCAGAGUACACACCGGAGAAAAGCCCUUUCCGUGUCCGUUCCCCGGCUGUGGCAAAGUAUUUGCUCGAUCGGAAAAUCUAAAAAUUCACAAAAGGACGCACACCGGUGAGAAGCCUUUUAAGUGUGAGUUUGAAGGCUGCGACAGGCGGUUUGCAAACAGCAGUGACCGCAAGAAACACAUGCACGUCCACACGUCGGACAAGCCCUAUCUCUGCAAAAUGUGCGACAAGUCAUACACACACCCCAGCUCCCUCCGAAAACACAUGAAGGUCCACGAAUCCACCAAUCCGGGACCGCAGCCGUCUCCAGCGGCCAGUUCAGGGUACGAGUCCUCCACACCUCCCACCAUAGUAUCCCCGUCCACAGAGAACCAGAGCAGCAGCUCCAUAUCACCAGCAGCCUCAGCAGUACACCACACAACCAGCCACAGCACGCUGUCGUCAAAUUUCAAUGAAUGGUACGUGUAAAUAUUUUUGAACAAAAAGAAAAAAGCGAGAGCGAGAAAAAAAGAGACUGCAGAAUUAAAAAAGAAAAACUGCUUGGAAUCAAAGACUUUAUAAAGUCAGCCAGUGAGACAUGGACUGAGAAAACACGGGAGGCCCCACACAGUUAAAGGCUGUCUUAAUGUCGAUGAGAGAGAAUGCAUGGACUUAAAGGAGGCGAGGACAGCCACCGAGUUAAAACUUCUUUUUCCUUUUUCCUCAAUAUUUCUUUGAGUCUUUAUUUCUACUGAGAGACUGCUCAGAAGAGAUCUCAAAAAGCAUGCUAUCUCCGGGUAGAGGCCUGAAUUUUUGUACAUAAGGAUUUCACCAAGUUGGGAAUAAAAAAAUGUAAUAUUUUAUUUUGUAAAUAGUUCUAUCACAGUUUAAGGGAAAAAUUUGUGACAAAUGUGGUCCCUAGAUAUAUGGAAAAAUGAGAUGGUUUUAAGAAUAUUGCGAUGAAUAGACUUCAUUGAAAAGAAUGUUAUAGUUGUGAACCAAAUGUGAAUUAUUCAGUAUUACUACAGUCUACACGUCGACCUAACCGACUCUUAGUAUUAAUGUGCUUUUGUAGCCUAUUCAGUGCAACAUUUUCGUCCAAGGUCCAGUUUGAGUAGCACCAGUAUCAUUGUUGUUAUUUAAUGUCAUGUCGAUAAAUCGUGUAGUGAAAGCCUGAAAUUCCGUGUCAAUCUGUUUAUGUACGUGAUAAAUAUAAAAUCUCUGUCAA
Molecule: messenger RNA, 2337 nt
Organism: Epinephelus lanceolatus (giant grouper)
Lineage: Eukaryota; Metazoa; Chordata; Actinopteri; Perciformes; Serranidae
Gene: zic1
Product: zic family member 1 (odd-paired homolog, Drosophila)
Biological process (GO): regulation of transcription by RNA polymerase II
Cellular component (GO): nucleus
Molecular function (GO): RNA polymerase II cis-regulatory region sequence-specific DNA binding; DNA-binding transcription factor activity, RNA polymerase II-specific
Source: RefSeq, a predicted model, not a curated record